Molecule: messenger RNA, 8259 nt
Organism: Sparassis crispa
Lineage: Eukaryota; Fungi; Basidiomycota; Agaricomycetes; Polyporales; Sparassidaceae
Exons: 7
Coding region: 1-8259 (2752 amino acids)
Biological process (GO): DNA integration
Molecular function (GO): zinc ion binding; nucleic acid binding
Source: RefSeq, a predicted model, not a curated record
AUGCCGGCCAAGAGGAACCCUACAAGCUCCACUGUGACCAUCACCACUGGAGUUGGUGGAAUGAAGACAAGGCGUAGUACCGUUCAGGACACCGCCGCCGACGACGAUAACGUCGAUGAUCGCGGCCAAUCCACUGACAAGAAUGAACCGGUACCACCUGCCGACGUUCAUGAUGACGCCGGUGACCCGUCUCGUGAGGCUGAUCCCUCGCGAUCGGGCAGAUCAGAGCGCGAUGGCGUCGUCGAUACGCCGGGCGACCGUGAUGCUCGCACGGGCGCUGCAGACGACAACACACUCAGCCAGUUGUGGAACCACACAGAGGACCUCCUCGCUACGAUCUUGGCGAGGCUUGAUGAGUCCGAUGUGGCCUCUCAGCAGGCUAUCAGCUAUGCUAACCGGGCCAUUCGUGAGGCCAAUGUGGCCCGUGCUAGAGCCGCAAAUGCUCGAAGGGAUUUUGAGGAAGCGAUUGGUAAGAUUCAUACCUCAAUCCUCCGUAUUAAGAAGCAGGAGAAUCCCGAGCUUGACGAAUUAUACACACCGCGUGAGUAUUCUCAUGCUGCAGAUGAAGCAGCACAUCCGUCGAGGCCGCCCGUUGGCGUUGAAGGCGAUCGGCCGCAGUCUCCGCCGAUCAACUCAGACGACUAUGUCGAGAGGUCGCUCGACAUACUGUUCCGGCCCUGCGACCGAAACGAGACGGAUGCCACAUACAACAUUCGUCUCGAUGGCCAAACCCGCUUUUUGGAUGCACGCGGGGCAGAACAACGGCGUCGAGAGUGCGAGGCCCGCAUCAAUGAGACCUGGCAGCAGGCCGAGUCCCGCAUAGACAUGCAUGCGCGUUGGGGUAGUGCGAUGCCCUUCACCACGCUGCGCACCGCAUUUGGUGAUGCACCGCCGCCGGAACCACCUGGUGGUGGUGGUAACAACAACCCGCCGCGUCGUGGAGGUUUGCCCGCGCGUGGUCGUGGACCACACUCCUCUGGUUGGGGAUUCCGUUCUGGUGGAUUCCCUGGUGGAGGCGGUGAUGGCGGUCCUCCGCAUGGCGAUGGCGACUCGAGUCCGCAUGGUAGCGGCUCGGAUGGAGAUAAUGGAGAUGAUGAUGAGAGCCCCGAGAGGCCGUCUGUCCGUAAUCUUGACAGGCAUGCAACACGGAGUCCCAGCUACUUACAGGGUAGACAUAGCAUGCCCCGUGGUAGUGUACCUCGUCAGCAACAACAGCCACAGCCGGGAUAUACGUUACCCGCUGUUGACGACUCGUUCAUGCGUGAUGGUGUGAAAACUAUCCACGAGAUGAUCAGGAAGAAAGUCGGACGGGCACUACCUGAUAGUAAUGCUCUGAAAAAUAUGAAAAAUAUACCUCUGCCUGACAAGUAUUCAGGUGAGGAUGAUCUCAAAGUUUUCGAAUCGUGGUUGAAGUCCCUAUUGCGAUGGCUUCGGCUUUAUCGCAUGUGCGGACCAGACCUCGAUGAGGAACAGCUCCAACUUAUGGGCCAAUUUCUCAAGGGUAAGGCUGCCGACUGGUACAAUGACAAUGUCGACACGCCUCACAAUAAUGUAAAGUGGAAUUUCGAAGAUGCCGCGUGUGCCAUUUUCUGGCAGUUCUUGUAUCACGCAACCACAGGAAAUGCGGCUGAUAAAUUCUACGCAGUAAUAUACACGAAGGAUGGCAGAGUAAACGGUGUAUGGGAUGAGCUAGCUAAGUAUGCUGCCCGUAUGCCUCAGCCGCCCAAUGACUACACGUUCGCGCGAACCUUUGUCAAGGCGCUUCCGGACGAAGUCUGCGUCCCUCUGUUCAGAUCGAAGGACGUUUCCGUCGAGACCACUCCGCUUACCACAUUGCUGCGUCUCGCUGUUCAGCAAGAACACAACAACCAGGUCGUUUCACAAAAUCGUGUCAAACAUUCCGCGCCUGCGCCCAGCUCAUCUGUGAAGCACCCCGACCAUGGAAAGUCGACGCGAUUUGUGCGCGUCGUGCGUCGCAAUGAUUUUCGUCGUGAUGGCGGAUCUGGAAACCGUCCGCCGCAGAGCACGAAUCGCUCAUUGCAAGCCCUGCCGCAGUCCACGCAGAAGGACGGGCGGCCUACUAACUUCUCUGGAAAUCGUGGCGGACCGUCGGGAAACCUUGCGAACGUCCGGUGUUACAACUGUGGUGAGUACGGCCACUUGUCACCGAACUGCCCGAAGCCCAAGGGCCCGAAGCUUCACGCGGCUCGUGUAAUUGACGAGCGAGAAGCCGCGGAGGCAGAACCUGCCCAGGAUGACGCGCAGGAGCAUGCGGAGGUAGCUGAGGAUGAGCACACUUUUGUGCAUGAUAAUGUCGCACCCAAUGCAGGAAAUGGCGAACCCGAGGACGAGAUGGUUGCACUCGUCGAGGGCUCACAGUAUGAUCCAGAGGAGGAGAGCAACCCUCUGGAGGAGUACUUUGACCUCGAAGAUGAUGAGGUCAUGUACUACGGGUCGAUGCGCAUCGUUGAGGAUGAAGAUUCUGCGGAAUCUGAGCCCUCGCGUGAAACACUCUCCGUGUUCGAGCAUGAGAUGCUUCGACUCCAGACCAAGAUUACGGCUGGAGGAGAUGCUACAGCACUUGUUGGAGAUGCUGACAAUGCUGCUGUGUCCGCUGUAUUUACGAAUCCACCGGCAUACCAGGAUGAGUCCUCGGAGCCGCUGUUGUUCGAAUCGGACACAGAUGUGGAAUCCCAGCUGCAACACCAUGCAUUCAGAAUUUUUGCCAACACUGAUGUGGAUGACGACGAAAUGCUGCCACUUGUGGCAAUUCCAGAUGCUGAGGAAAAUAGUGACAGCAUCUCGGAAGUUAAUACUAAUGGCGCUCUUGAGUCAUGGCUUGCAGGUCCUCCGAUGGAUGCUAUCCACGGCCUGUAUGCCCUCAAUGGUGACCUCCUUUCAAACCUACAACAGUACGGCCGGUACAUCGACAUAUUGUACGGCCAAUUGUUGUGGACCCAACGCGAGCUUGCCCGCAGCGUCGUAGAGCAAGGAAACUUGCUGCGCGACCCGUUUGAUCGCGUGCGGGCGCUGACCGAAUUCGUGCGGCGGCGCAAGCGAAUUCGUGCACGGCUUCUAGUGCAGCGUGAUAUUCUUGCUGCAAUGCCGUUGCCUGACCGCGGUGACUAUGAGGAUGACCCGUCGCCCGCCGCGGUGUUCAAUGCAAUAUCGGACAUCCUCUUCGAGGACCCCAACGAUGCUCCGCCUGUAUAUGAGCUUCAGGACUUUGCGCCAACAUCAGUAUCGCUGCGUGCAAUGGCCGCUACGCUGGCGCCUGCAGCAUUACCCGUGGUAACUCAUGCCAUGAUACGGCGCCAGCAGACUUGUCGUCGGCCAGACGUGUCGCGUCUUGACCAGACUUGUCUCAUGGGCUACGUUACUGUCAACGGCCUACAGGCCCUCGUCCUGUUUGACUCGGGGAGUACGACAGACUCGAUCUCUCCGGAGUUUGCUCGCGUAGCAGGAAUCUCGAUCUUGGAACUCGAGAAUCCUGUAAUCCUUCAACUUGGAUGUGUUGGUAGUCGCUCACGAAUUAAUUAUGGUGUGAGGGUUCCUGUUAUUUGUGGAACCUUCCAGGAUGAUGUCUACUUAGACGUCGUCAAUCUUGAUCGAUAUGAUGUUGUACUGGGGACACCAUUCAUGCGUAAGUUCGGUGUCAUUCUUGAUUUUGCGAACAGCAUCAUUCACUUCCAUGGACAACAAAUUCAUGCACUCCUGCCAGGGGAGGAGGAAGCUGGUGCUAAUCGGCGAAAAAAGACGUUUCCUAUGCGUCGUGCUCAUGCUAGCAGCAUUGCCGCUGUGAAUACUCCAAGUCCUACAUCCCGUUCGGACCGACUAGCCGCUCGAAGAGACGGCAACGGUGAGGUGACCGGAACCUCAUCGCAGACGAUUCGACUGCAUCGAAUCACCACGGAUGUACACGGUUUGGCAAACACUAUGGAUAUUAAGCGAUGCUCGAGAAUUUGCGACAAGAUUCUUGAGCAGAAUGCAGAUUUGUUGGAGCCUGUGCCACCAGGCCUCCCUCCAUUGCGAGAGGUUGUGCAUAUGAUCCCUCUAAUUGACGAGCGGAAGAGAUAUAAUUAUUAUCUUCCGAAGUGCCCAGAUGCACUCAAACCAAAGCUGCUUGAGAAGAUCAAGAGAUAUGUCGAUGCUGGCUGGUGGAUACCUUGCCAUGCAGGUCAAGCAGCACCCCUUAUGUGCAUUCCCAAAAAGAAUGGGGAUAUUCGUACUGUCGUUGAUCUGAGACAGCGAAAUGAGAAUACGGUCAAGGAUGUGACACCAUUCCCUGACCAAGAUCAGAUACGAAAUGAUGUGGCUCGAGCUCGCAUUCGCUCGAAGCUAGAUAUCUGCAAGAAGUGUGCCCUAUUUGCACAACAAAUGGACUGUCUCGGUCAUUUAAUUGAUGACAAGGGGCUUCAUGCCGAUGUGGACAAGAUGGCCCAUGUCAGAGAUUGGCCAGUCCCUAGGAAUUACAAUGAUGUCCAGCGAUUUUUGGGACUUGUGCAGUAUCUCGCACACUUUAUGCCUGAUGUCUCUGCAUACACGGGACCACUCAGCAGAAUGGUACGUAACGGUCAGGCCUUUAAUUGGCGACCGAUACACCAGAAAUGUCUGUAUUCGAUCAAAGCUCUUGCGUGCAGGACACCAAUCCUUAGACCAAUUGACCUGCGAAACCCUGAGCCUAUUUGGGUUAUUACUGACGCCUCUACAUCGGGCGUUGGUGCCGUGUAUGGUCAGGGCCCUGAGUGGAAUCGAUGCCGCCCAGCGGGAUUCAUGUCCAAGAAGUUCACGACAGCGCAGCAUGCAUACUAUACCUUCGAGAUGGAGGUGCUUGCUGUGCUUGAGGCUCUCAUGAAAUGGGAGGACAAAUUGAUCGGACGUCACUUCAAGGUAGUGACUGAUCACCGUGCACUUAUAUUUCUCAAGGACAAGCGCAAGGUGCCGCAGCGACUCGAGCGGUGGAUCGAGUACCUCAGCCGAUUUGACUAUGAAAUUGUGCAUGUUCAAGGCACAACAAACCGAGUCGCAGACUCAUUCUCCCGCUACUUUGCGGAAGAAGAUGCGGACAUGCUGCACGACCCGCAGGAUUAUGUGUCAGCCGAUAUCCGACUUGACCCGCGAGGAGAAACCCUCUCUGGGAAUCGCAUGGCGGAAAUCCGUGCUCAGCGUAUAAUUGAGCCGGUUGAGCAGCGCGUGCAGGAAGCGACUGAACUUGCUGCGCACCGCCCCACAGACGUACUGCAAACUAGUGCAGGUACUGGCGAAGAUCCUACCGCAUUAGAUUCUGAAGUUGCAGGCCCUCCGCUUGAUGUUAUAGUUGAGCGGAUUGUUGAUUUCAAGGCAACAGUGAAGGACGGGUACAAGGACGAUAUGUUCUUCGCCAAGGUCCUAGAGCAUUCUGAUGAUCACAAGGCUUUCGCCGUUCAAGACGGAUUUAUCUGGCACCGUCAGAGUGUGAGAGACGAUGUUCUGUGUAUUCCGCGGGUGCUAGUACAUCACCGGAAUCUCACGGAAAUCAUUAUUGACCAAGCGCAUGUCACACUGGGUCAUUUGGGGAACCGACGUACCUCCGACUAUGUUCGUCGCUGGUAUUGGUGGCCAGAUGUCGGAAAGGACAUUGCAAAGUUCUGCGCGAGUUGCGGAACAUGUCAGACAUCGAAAUCUGCUACCCAGCGUCCUCUCGGAUUGUUACACAGCAUGCCGGUUGCAGCACGCCCAUGGGACUCGAUCGGUAUGGAUUUCGUGGGACCAUUCCCGGAAUCCCAAGGUCAUGACUAUCUGUGGGUUAUCAUUGAUCGUCUAACAUCAAUGGUACAUUUAGUACCCACCAAUACAACGGCAAAAGUGUCGGAAAUCGCUUGGUUAUAUUUCAGGGAAGUCAUCCGACUUCACGGCCUACCUGAGUCGAUCGUCUCCGACCGAGAUUCAAAGUUUACGUCGAAGUUUUGGAGCGAACUGCACCGCCUUCUGGGCAGUCAGUUGCUCAUGUCGACAUCAUUUCAUCCGCAGACCAAUGGCGCUUCGGAGCGGUCGAUCCGCACUGUCUCACAAAUCCUACGAAGUCUGGUCAGGCCAGAUCAGAUGGACUGGGUUGAAAAGAUACCGUUGGUCGAGUUUGCAAUAAACUCGAGCAUCAACGCGUCCACGGGGUUCGCUCCGUUCGAGUUGAACAGUGGAUACAUGCCACGGAUGAUACGGGAUCUUGCUCGAGAGCCGGCAAUGCCGGGGGUGAAGGUGUUCGCCGAACGCGCACUGGAAAAUCUGUCGAUCGCGCACGAUUCAAUUAUCGCUAGCAGGGUGGUACAGACUCACCAUGCUAACCUGAGACGACGUUCUGAGCACCCAGAAUUGGGCUCAGAAGGCGAAAAUCUUGUAGGAAAGUUACUUUACCUGUCCACAGAGAACCUCUCUCUGCCGAAAGGGAGGGCCAAGAAACUGACCCCAAGGUUCAUUGGGCCAUAUAAGGUGCUAAAGGCGCACCCUGAGACAUCCAGCUAUACCCUGGAUCUGUCUAGUGAGCUCAGGAGGAGGAGAAUCCAUCCUACCUUCCAUGCCUCCAGGCUCCGGCAUCAUGAGCCUAAUGACAAUGUCCUAUUCCCUUCUAGAGAUCCUAGGGCAUUCUAUGACUUUGGAAAUGAGUCAGAAGACGAAUUUUUGGUGGAUGAAAUUGUUGCUCACCAGUGGAAAGGCAAUUCUAUCCAAUUCCUUGUCAGGUUUGACGAUGGAGACACUCUGUGGGAACCAUAUGUCGAAUGCAAAGACCUGGAAGCAUUAGACCGUUACCUGGAGCUUCUAGGAGUGUCCGACUGGCGCGCGAAUAAAUUUGGGUUUUGUUCUGCGUUCUCCGGGACUGUUUUGGCCAUGCCGCGUUCGAAGGCAGACUACGACUACCCGAUGUCGGAAGGAGAACGUGAACACUGCGGCGUUCGUCGCCCUCGCUCAGAAUCACCCGGGGAGGUGACGGUACGCCUUCCCACACAGAUAAGGCUCCCUUGGCGAUACAAGGAGGAGCUCCGCAGCAUCCUGCAUGACCGAGGCUGCCUGACAUGUGAUAAAUAUGCGGACCACGUCAAGGAUCACGGCAAGGUCAGCAAGGCAUACAAGGAUGCCGUGCAUGACCUCGAGUUGACCGUCGGGAAGCGUCAGCGGGACCAGGCAUACAAUGUGGGCUACCUCCAUGGGAUAGAUGAAGGUCAAGCCAUGGCUGCGCAAGCCAAUCGUGAUGACCUUAUAAUUCAGCUCAACAAGCACAUCGCAGAGCUAGAGGACAUCGUUGAACAGACCAACACGUCCCACGCUCGGUUCACUUUCUCGUACCCCGUGAGAGGCUCUUCCUCUGUAGGGGGGGGUCCGUCGCAUAACAUAGACCACCAUGUUCCGGUGAUUUUCACAGCUAAGCCUACCGUCCAGUCUGAUGGAGCAUCAGCCAAGUCGAGGCCUACCUCCAUGCCUGUGUCAAUAGCCAAACUUGACCGGAUGAUCAAGGAUGCGAUGGUUCCUAACCAUUGGAGAUCUGCAGAGGCACUUCAGCACUGGUUGCAAGAAGCUCAGCCAGCGCUGCUUGCGAACCAAAGCACACCUGUCCAGCGCUACUUGCAGAAGAUGUGGCAUGCUCUGGAAUGGUUCAACCCGGAGAUGCGCACUCCCUUCUGGAAUGAUUCAUGUGCAACAUGGGUCAACUACUUGACAACUAACCCGAAGAAAGAGGUCAUGGGCCUCAUUCGUGUCGGCGAGAAUGGCUUAUUCAAUGAGGAGUCAUUCCGCAUCAUUCACGGAGUUCGCCUGCUAGCUGACGUGCAGGUGAAGAUGAGUAUUAACAGGAGGACCCAUCGCGCAAAUGUUCUUGCUCGUCUCCAGGAGCUUUUCCAAGACCUGCAAGCCUAUGCUCAGGAAUUGAAGGCCGCUGGCACGACUAUAGCCAGUGUCCUCAAGUUGCAGCCUAUUCCGGAGUCGAACAAUUAUCGUCUCCGCGACGUCGCAAUUCACUGUGCGAAAUGCGGCGUCACUAUGCAGAUGGCACAAGACGCACUGUCGGUUUGGGGCCGCGGAACUCUUCCCGGACCGAAUGCAGAGGCGGCGCCGGAGCAACCUGCUCCGGGACCAUCAAAUAUUGCCCCUACUGCCACUGACAGCACCCAGGACGGCCAUGCCACCAUAGCCGGCGAUCCUGUGGGCAACACGCCAACUGAACCCGUUCCCAGACAGGACGCGGUGAUGACGGAUGUGAAUCCUGCAGUGGUCAAUGGCAACCCGGCUUAA